This is a messenger RNA of Mercurialis annua (annual mercury), 534 nucleotides long. Its product is annotated as mitochondrial import receptor subunit TOM9-2-like. Lineage: Eukaryota; Viridiplantae; Streptophyta; Magnoliopsida; Malpighiales; Euphorbiaceae. The transcript has a single exon. Gene Ontology annotation, biological process: intracellular protein transport. The coding region runs from base 61 to 369 and encodes 102 amino acids. Gene Ontology annotation, cellular component: mitochondrial outer membrane. The record is from RefSeq and is a predicted model, not a curated record.
UUCUCUUAUACAAAGCCAUAAACCCUUAAAAAAAAUUAAAACAAACAAAAACCCUAAAAUAUGGCGUCAGUAGGAGGCAGGAGACGAAUCGGCAGCGGCCGCGACGAAGGAACAGUGGCUAGAUGGACGCGCACCGUGUCGGAUUCAUCGAUAGUCAAGACAGCCAAACAAGCGGCGGGCGACGCAGCCAACGUGGCGAAGAAGCUGGCCAAAAGCACCGGAAAAGCGGCGUGGAUCGUCGGAACUACAUUCCUGAUCCUGGUUGUUCCGCUCAUCAUCGAGAUGGAUAAGGAGCAGCAGCUUAAUGAGAUCGAUUUGCAACAGCAGAGCCUUCUCGGAGCCCCGCCCGCCGGUACUAUUCAGAAGUAAGUGAGAUCUUAAUCUUUUUAAUUUUCUCUUGUCGAGUCGGGUCAGGACAAAAUGUUUAAGUGGUAGUAUUUUUAGUUUGAACUAUGGAAAUUAAAGAUUAGUAGUUAAUUGACAAUGAUGUUAUUUUGGUGAUAUAUGAGUAUAUGUGGUUAUUCAAAUUUUUAA